UGUCUCUGGCAGUCCUCCUCUGCACCUCACCGCAGAAGCACAUUGCCUCGCUGCAGCUCAGAGCAGUCAGCAGAAGCUUCCACCUCUCUCAUUCUUAUCUGUUAAAAAGAGCUGUAAGAGGAAGAGGAGCCCAAGUCUUGUCUUCUCUCUGUUGAGUCCAGUCUACAGAAUCAAGAGGGGGAUCCUCUUUUCUCUUUCUUGACUCAGAUUGUCAUCUCCAGGUUGAAGUGGAGACAGAGGAUUUAGGUUGAAAGGCUGAAAGGUUGGUUUUCCAGCUGUCCAUCAUCAGUCACAGCUACUAAGCAAACCUUCUUAACAGAGGGGGUUGGAUGUUUGAGGGUGAGGAAAGGACACUCUACUUCAUUCUACACACAUGUCUUUUUGUUUGAAACCAAAACAACAUCCACCCGAGAGGAAGCUACCCAUGUGGCAGGAGGCUCUAUGGACCCGGGGAUGCUACCUGCUGGAGAAGGGCGAUGGAGGGGAUGGGUCUGAGGGGCCUGAGAGCCUGGGAGACAGGUGCCUCAGAUUCCAGGCUGAGGAGUGUGUGGAGAAAGAAAAGCCUCAGGACUGGCUGUAUGAGUCCUACUACAGAAAAAGCCAGCAGCACCCGCUUUUUGUGUUCCUGCUGCUGAUCGUCAUGGGAACCUGCCUCGCACUGCUGGUGGUGUUCUUUGCAUCAGGACUGAAGUCUGAGGACCACUUGAUGUUUUUGAUUGCGGUGCCCACCGCUCUCUUCCUGUUCCUGUCCAUCUUUAUCUUCGUCUGCAUUGAGUCCGUCUUCAAGCGGAUGCUGCGCCUCUUCUCCCUACUCAUGUGGGCCUGUCUCGUCACCAUGGGUUAUGUGUUCAUGUUCUCAGGAGGACGACUCAGCCCAUGGGAUCAGGUGUCGUUUUUCCUUUUCAUCGUGUUUAUCGUCUACACCAUGCUGCCUUUCUCCAUGAAAGGGGCCGUUAUCGCCAGUGGCAUAACUUGCCUUUCACACACCGUCACCCUUAGCGUCUGUCUCACCUCCACUGCCACUAAACUGGAACCUCUCAUUUGGCAGAUUUUGGCUAAUGUAAUCAUCUUUACCUGUGGUAACUUGGCCGGGGCAUACCACGAGUGUCUGAUGGACCUGGCUCUGAAGCAGACCUAUCAGGACACCUGCAACUGCAUCAAGUCACCCAUUAAACUGGAGUUUGAGAAGCAUCAGCAGGAGCGUCUACUUCUAUCCUUACUACCGGCUCAUAUAGCAAGAGUGAUGAAAGCUGAGAUCAUCCAAAGGCUGCAGGGUCCAAACUUUGGCCGAUCUGAGAGCACCAACAACUUUCACAACCUGUAUGUGCAGCGACACACCAAUGUAAGCAUUCUCUAUGCAGACAUUGUGGGCUUCACAAGGCUGGCCAGUGACUGUUCUCCAGGUGAACUCGUGCACAUGCUGAAUGAACUUUUUGGCAAAUUUGACCAGAUUGCAAAGGAAAAUGAGUGUAUGCGCAUCAAGAUCCUGGGAGACUGCUAUUACUGCGUGUCUGGUCUGCCCAAGUCGCUGCCUGAUCAUGCCAAGAACUGUGUGAAGAUGGGCCUGGAUAUGUGUGAGGCCAUCAAGAAGGUACGAGAUGCCACUGGAGUUGAGAUCAACAUGCGUGUUGGUGUUCAUUCUGGAAAUGUCCUUUGUGGUGUGAUUGGGCUACGGAAGUGGCAAUACGAUGUUUGGUCACAUGAUGUGACACUAGCCAAUCACAUGGAGGCAGGAGGAGUGCCAGGGAGAGUCCACAUUUCUUCAGUGACCUUGGAACAUCUCAACGGCUUCUACAAGGUGGAGCCUGGAGACGGACAGACCAGAGACUCUUACCUGAAGGAGCAUGGGGUGGUCACUUAUUUGGUCAUCAACCCAAAGACGGAGCGGCUCAGCCCAUUGGUUGGGUUGUGCUCCCGACCUUCUCUGGAUGGUGGUAAGAUGAGGGCAUCUGUCAGGAUGACUCGGUAUCUAGAAUCCUGGGGAGCUGCCAAACCUUUUGCCAAUCUGCACCAGCGAGACAGCAUGACCACAAACAAUGGCAAGAUCAACACGUCUGAUGUUCCAUUGGGUCAGUACCACUUCCAGAGAGGAGAGAGAUCGAAAUCUCAGAGGAGGAGGUUUGAGGAGGAACUUAAUGAACGAAUGAUCCGCACUAUUGACGGUAUCAACUCACAGAAACAGUGGCUUAAGUCGGAAGAUAUCCAGAGGAUCUCAUUGUUCUUUCACAACAAAGGUCUGGAGAAAGAGUACAGGUCCACCACCUUACCUGCUUUUAAGUAUUAUGUCACCUGCGCCUGCUUCAUCUUCUGCUGCAUCUUCGUUGUGCAGAUUCUCGUUUUACCCAAAACUGCUGUGUUGGGCAUCUCCUUUGGUCUGUCGUUCCUGCUGCUGGCUUUGAUCCUGCUUCUCUGCUUUGCCAGUCACAUUCUGCAGAGAGGAAAGGGCUCCUCCUGCCCCAUUCCAUGGUUUCCUUCUUCUACCCAUAUCAUUGUCACAAACAACCCCUGGCUUCGAUUGGUGCUCACCAUAAUGACUACAGCGCUCACUCUGAUGAUGGCUGUCUUUAACAUGUUUUUUGUGGAAGAUCUUCAAGUAGAGCCCAGCAUGCCAACUGUGUCACCUAUGAAUCGAACCAAUGACAGUCUGUUUAAUCAGACAGAAGAAGAAACUCAAAAUAAGUUUUACCUUCCUUACUUCAUCUAUUCCUGUAUUCUGGGUCUGGUGUCGUGCUCUGUAUUUCUGAGAAUUAACUACGAGCUGAAGAUGGUGGUGAUGCUGGUUGCCGUGGUAAUCUACAACGUUAUCAUCCUCCAGACACAUACCUCCCUGCUGGAUGGAUUUAGCAAAGCUAUGUACCCUACAGAUAAACUGGACAGACCGGGAGUGCUAAAGGACCUGAAGACCAUGGGUUCGAUGUCUCUGUUUAUCUUUUUCAUCACUCUCCUGGUGUUAGCCAGGCAGAAUGAGUAUUAUUGCCGGCUGGACUUCCUGUGGAGAGACAAGUUUAAAAGGGAGUGUGAGGAGAUCGAAACAAUGGAAAAUCUCAACAGGGUCCUGCUGGAGAACGUCCUACCAGCUCACGUUGCCGAACACUUUCUGGGGCGAAACUGGAAAAAUGAGGAUCUGUAUCAUCAGUCAUACGAGUCGGUGUGUGUGAUGUUCGCCUCCAUCCCAGAUUUCAAAGAAUUUUAUACUGAAUCUGAUGUGAACAAGGAAGGACUGGAGUGUCUCAGGCUUCUCAACGAGAUAAUUGCAGACUUUGAUGAGCUGCUGUCCAAGCCCAAAUUCAGUGGUGUGGAGAAGAUUAAGACUAUUGGCAGCACCUACAUGGCUGCAACUGGACUCAACAUGACACUGGGACCAGAAUGUGUGCAGGAGAAUGAGCGACAGUACACACACAUCGGUACCAUGCUGGAGUUUGCCUUCGCGCUGGUCGGAAAGUUAGAACUCAUUAACAAACAUUCUUUCAAUGACUUCAGACUCCGAAUCGGGAUAAAUCACGGACCAGUCAUCGCAGGGGUGAUCGGGGCCCAGAAGCCUCAGUAUGACAUUUGGGGAAACAGUGUUAACGUUGCCAGCAGGAUGGAAACCACUGGGGUUCUGGGCAAGAUCCAGGUAACCGAGGAGACAAGCGGCAUCCUGUCUGACCUUGGGUACAUGUGUUCAUGCCGCGGCAUCAUCAAUGUGAAAGGCAAAGGUGAACUGAAGACGUUCUUUAUUCACACAGAGAUGACUCGGUCACUGUCACAGGGGACGGUCAUGCCCUGAGAGCUGGACAUAGCAGACUCGAGAAAGUGGCGUUUAGGACAUAUGCUUUGGGACUACCUUCAAAGCAGUACAGUGGACUGACGGUGAGAGAGCUCCACUGUAGAUCAGGACUGCUCAAUGCUGGUGGUAUUUGCAUGUCAAGGAGCACACUAUACAGAGUGCCUGAGCAAACACAGCCCUGCCUUAUCGUCUGCUUUACAGUCCUGGUAUGGAGCUAAUACCCCAUGCUGGCUUGUCAGAGCCUUACACUGUUCAGCAGGUUUUCUACAUUUUCUCUUAUGUCACAGUUUUUUAGUCACUGAGCUGCUUCUGCCAGAAAGUUGUGAUCCAUGUUCACAGAUUCAUUGGUGUCAAGCAGAAGGAAACAAUUCUUUUCUGAUUCGCUGAACAUUUUUAAAUGAAUCUUUAUUUCUGUUUGUGGCAUCUGUGCAAACUAACAUUUCCAAAUUAUUGAAUCCACAUAAAUGCAUCUUCAUAAAUAUGGAGACUAAGGCUAUGUUCACGCUGCAGGGUUUAAUGCUCAAUUCAGAUUUUUUGAAAAGAUUCGAUUUUUUUGAAAGGCCGUUCACAUUUCCAAUUAGAUUCGAACUUUUAUGAUCCCCUGUGUGAAUGUGAAAUGACCCAGAAGUGACCCGCAGAAUUGUACUCAACGGUGAACGACGUCACUCGUUGUUUGGGAAAGUAGCUAACUUUAACAAUGGAU
Oryzias latipes (Japanese medaka) is the source of this 4472-nucleotide messenger RNA. It is a transcript of the gene adcy2b, whose product is annotated as adenylate cyclase 2b (brain). The record is from RefSeq and is a predicted model, not a curated record. NCBI's taxonomy places the organism in Eukaryota, Metazoa, Chordata, Actinopteri, Beloniformes, Adrianichthyidae. Gene Ontology annotation, cellular component: plasma membrane. Gene Ontology annotation, molecular function: adenylate cyclase activity. Gene Ontology annotation, biological process: intracellular signal transduction; cAMP biosynthetic process; adenylate cyclase-activating G protein-coupled receptor signaling pathway.